AUGUUCUCUAGAAUAAAAGGUGCUAUUGACCGCAGCAUCGCCGAAGAGCAAGCUCGUCAGAAAGCACUCACCGAGCAAAGAUCUGCUACUAGUUCCCCUUCCGCCUCUGGUCAACGCCCGCGAUCGGUUUCGAGGACAAAUAGCACCAACUCUUCCGCUAGAAGGAAGACCAAGAAGCCGAGCCAGGAUACUUCGAAUAGCGACGGCGCCGCGAACACCGACCCCGCCGUUUUUGAAGCCGCCUUCGUACUUGACGACGAUGAUAUCGAAAAUGCCCCUGCCCAGCCGGCGGCACCAGAGAAGACGGUAGGGGGGACUUCGUCGGUUAAUGAAAAGGAUGACAGCGCGACUGAGCGAAAUGGCGAAGCAAAAGACCAUGUUGGCAGUGGAGAAGAUGAUAAUCCCAAAGCAAGCCUGCCCACUGCACCGGCAGAACUCCCUCCUCAUGUAAGGAGCAAGCUUAGGAAGCUCGAGAAACUAGAAGCCACAUAUCCAGAACUGUUACGGUCGUAUAGAAUCGCACAUGGACGGGCCACGUCUAUCGAACCAUUUGAACGGGCCUUACGCGAGAAUACGCCCUUAACUACCAUCAAAGACCCAGCAGCCCUCGUUGAGUACCUGAACCAGUUAAACCUAAAGGGUGAUAUGGUUAUGGAGGAGUUUAAGCGUGUCUCGGGCGAGAAGGAUAGCUUUAAAAAGAAGUUUGAAGAAGCUGACAAGGAAUUGAGCACCCUUAGAGACGAACUUGCUACUCUCAAAGCCGCCAAGGCCGAAGAGGUACCAAUGCAGACAGAUAGCCAGGCAGGAAGUACGUUAGAAGAUAAAAGGGUCGCCGAGGAUACGAAACAAGCUGCGUCGCCUUCUGCAAGCAAGUCGCCUGUAUCAUCCAUCUUGGGCGUCUUUUCCCCAAGGCAAAAACCUGUAGCUAUCGAGGAAUCUAAGGACUUGAGCGAGGACAUGUUUUCCUAUGACGAGGAAAUCCCUCAGCUCCAGGCCGAGGUCGCGUCGAAGUCUGAGGAGAUCGCCAAGCUUACGUCUGAGAUCAGUAACCUGAAGGAAGAACUAACAGUGGCCAAAGAGAAUAGUGCUGGCUUGGUAGAAAGUCUUGAAAAGGCUACGCGGGAAUUAAGCGAUACUCGGGAUGAUGUUGCUACUCGGGAAUCCAUGCAGACACAGCUGGACGCAAGGAACGCAGAGAUUAGCGCACUCACAGAAAAGCUCGAGCAGACUCGAUCAGCGUUGCGAAGCUUGGAAGCCAACCUCGAGGCCGAAAAAUCGAAGGCAGCAUCUACGAUAAAGGAGAAGGACACAAUUCUCCAGGCUUCUAAUACUAGGAAUACAGAGUCUGAUGAAGAGUUCAAAAAGCUGAAUGAAGCAAAAUCUCAGUUGGAGAUCAAAAUCCGAGGCCUGACUAAUGAAAUUGACUCGCUGAAGAAGGAAAAAGCUGAAAGCGAUGAGAAGAUUGGGCAGCUAAACAAGCAAAUCCAAUCUGCUGUCCAAUCUCGUUCGCCCACACCAAACUCAUUAGGAGUUCCCGCACCUACGGCUGGCGGAUCAAAGAAGAAGAAUAAGAAGAAGAAGAAAGGCGGUGCUUCCACCGAUACCCCGGAAGCUGCUGCAAAUGAAACGUUAGAUCAUGUUCAACCAUCUGUCCUCGAGGAUCCGGGGACGGAGGCUCUCAAGAUCGAAGUCUCGAAGUUGAGAGAUGAGAUCUCCCAGAAGGAUACUCAAAUCGAGCGCCUAUCGAAACAGAGGAAGACCGAGGAAGACCUUAAGGAGGAGAUUGACAACAUGCAGGAAAGCUUGCUUAACAUAGGGCACGACCAUUCAGAACUGUCUACACUCCGUCCGAAAGUAAGACAACUCGAAGACGAAGUUGCGAAGUUAAAGAAAGAGAAAGUUGCCACUCGAGAGGAAAUAGAGCUGAAGGUGCAACAGUUCAACAAUGCCCAGGGUCUUCUUAGCUCUAUGCGCGAUCAAACAGCCGAGCUGUCGAUCCAGCUUAAGGAAGCGCAAAGCCAGACGGAGAGUCUCGAAGAAGAAUUGGCGGAAGUCCAGAAGCACCUCUCGGAGCGGACGCGCGAGGGCGAAACGAUGCGUCGGAUGUUAGCUGACGUCGAUGAGCGAGCGGACGCAAAAAUACGAGACAUGCGUGCUAGGAUGGAAGCGGCCGUUGAGGAGCGCGAUCGCAUCGAAGAUGAAUUAUCCACCCUGGCUCGGCGUCGCGCGCGAGAGUCCGAAGAGCUGAAGGUUAAAGUGCGCGAGUUCGAACGCGAGAUUCGAACACUCACCAGUGAGAAAGAGGAACUAGAAGCGAGGGAGAGAGAGUGGCGUCGCCGUCGUGAGGAGCUUGAGCAGAUUGAAGAAAAAGCCACAGCCGAGGUAGAGGAUAUGCGUGCAGCAGUUACUAAUCUACGGUCUGCCUUAGAUGCAUCGGAGCAACAGGUACGGGAGGCAGAAAAGCAGCGCGCAGACUUGCGCAAGCUUCUAGAAGAAGCGAGAGGCCGGUACGAGAAAGCGAACAAAGAGCUCAAGAACAUCCAGGCUAGAUUCAACGUUGGUGGUACCACGCCAAAUGUCGCAAGCAGUGGAAGAUCCAGCAUUGAUUCUACCCGAAGCGGUGUUAAUGGUGCCGCCAGCAGUACCGGUUCCACCGUUCCGGAUACGAUGUAUCUCAAGACUAUUCUACUACAAUUCCUCGAGGUGAAAGACGAAAAGGUCCGAUCACAGCUGGUACCAGUGUUAGGAAAGCUUUUGCGGUUUGAUCGCAAUGAUGAACAGAAAUGGAUGGCAGCAGUUCAGCACUUGUCGAGACCAGGCAGAUAG
Molecule: messenger RNA, 2826 nt
Organism: Daldinia vernicosa
Lineage: Eukaryota; Fungi; Ascomycota; Sordariomycetes; Xylariales; Hypoxylaceae
Exons: 5
Coding region: 1-2826 (941 amino acids)
Cellular component (GO): Golgi apparatus
Source: RefSeq, a predicted model, not a curated record